UUUUCAGCUAAUCAUUUGGCUACGUGUACCCGGUGUGUGGAAGUGUUCAGGUGUCUUGCCUCUGCUGGAUAACAAGCUGCCACAAAACCUAAAAAGCCUUAAAAGAGCGAGAUCAUGGGAGGAUCGCAAAGUGUGGAGAUACCGGGAGGAGGCUCCGAGGGUUACCAUGUUCUCCGGGUUCAGGAGAAUUCACCCGGACACCGUGCAGGAUUGGAGCCUUUCUUUGACUUUAUCGUCUCCAUCAACAACACCAGACUGAACAAGGACAACGAUACUUUGAAAGACUUACUCAAAGCCAGUGUGGAGAAACCUGUUAAGAUGCUGGUUUACUCCUCGAAGACUCUGGAGCUGCGGGAGUCGACAGUCACCCCCAGCAACCUGUGGGGGGGCCAGGGCUUGCUUGGGGUCUCCAUUCGUUUCUGUAGCUUUGAGGGAGCCAAUGAGAAUGUUUGGCAUGUGCUGGAAGUGGAGCCUAAUUCCCCAGCAGCCCUUGCUGGCUUGCGGCCACACACCGACUACAUAAUUGGAGCUGACACGGUUAUGAAUGAGUCAGAGGACCUGUUCUCUCUGAUUGAGAGCCAUGAGGGGAAAGGCCUGAAGCUCUAUGUGUACAACACAGACACUGAUAACUGCAGAGAGGUGGUCAUCACACCUAACAGUGCCUGGGGAGGAGAGGGCAGCCUUGGAUGUGGGAUUGGCUAUGGUUAUCUCCACAGGAUUCCCACCAGGCCUUUUGAGGAGGGGAAGAAGAUCAGCUUCCCUGGAAACUCUCCCAGUGAGCCCAUCAGCCCGCUGAAGGAUGGAUUCACUGAGGUCCAGCUGUCAGCAGUGACCCCGCCUGCUGCUGCACCUGUUAGCUCCUCUGGCCUUGAAGAUUCACUCUCAGGCCUGUCAAUCAGCACAGCCCCGCCCACCAUGCCCAGUGAGCUGCAGACAGGUUUGCCCACAGUACCUUUGCUGCCCUCCUCUACCAGCCCCUCUCUCAGCCCCCUCACUCCACUGAAUCCUGCCGCCACCAGCUUCAACCCCGCCACCACGCUACCAGGUCUGAUGCCGCUCCCGGGUGGUUUACCUCCGCUUCCUAACUUGCCAAACCUCAACCUGCCACUCCCAGACCUCAGUGCCGUGUCAUUAGCAGGACCACCACCCAUAGGAACCACAGUCCCACCACUGGCAUCUCUCCCACCCCUCAACAUCCCAGGUCUGGCCCCCUUACCCCCUCUGCCCACUAUGCUGCCCUCCCAGCUGCCUCCUCUCCUCCCUCAAGGAGUGGCUCCCCUUUUGCCCAUUUCCACCACCACUCCUCCAUCCUCGGUCACAGUCACAGCGGCGCAUGCAACUGAGCCCGCCUCCGAUCCCACACUCCCCAUGGAAGCCACCUCCACGACUGCCACGGAAACACCGGCUCCCACGGAAACAACACUAACGUCGUAACCUGGGAAACAACAUCCGCCUUCCAUCAAACCAAAACACAUACCUGGUUUCUCUCUUUCUCUCGCCUGUCUUUCUCUGUGUUUUUCUAUUUAUUUGGCCAAGAGGAGACCGGCAGACAGCGGCAUUAUUUCAGACACAGAGGUCAGCGUGCCGUGUUAAUGGGUCAGGAAGUGUGCGGAGCAACGAAGGAUGAAUGGAUAUGAGGAAUGGGUUACUUGAUGCCGACUCAUCUUACCAACAUGUUUAUUGCCAGAUUGUCAUGGAGCUUAACUAAGCUACUGUAUGAGGAGGUGAGAUCUUCUCUUUGGUUUGUAGUUUGCUUCACACCUCUGCCGUUAAAACAAGACAAAGAACUAUCUUAGGAUUUUCCCCUUUCAAAUCUGGCAAUCUCUCUGUUUCACAUGCUUUUUUUUGUUUGUUUGUUUGUUUUAAGAUCAACAGUGCAUAUAAAAUGGGCUGGAUGAUGAAUCAAAUUUACUGAAAUACUACCGACAUCAUGAAUCCCUUUACAAAUAAAGUGAAAAUAGCUACAGAAACCAGUGAUAUUUCAGUGGAAGUUCGGCUCACGGUCCAGUCCUGAGAUCUUUUAACUGGUCAUAGUGGAAUAAAUAGGACUGAGGAAAUUGCAUACCCUGCUAUAUUAGAACACAAAUUACUAAUAAAGAUGAAUGAAUUCAUUACAUUGAAGACUUUUGGUCUUAUCGUCCAGCCCUUACAUGUAACCUUUUAUUAGUCCAUAGACCCCCUGACCAAUAGAUUAACCUGGUGGACAUAUACUGAUUUUUGUUGAAAGUGCUGUAGGAGUAUCCACUCGAUGAAUGAAUCUGCAUUAUUUUGCACCACCUUUUGUGUUUUGAAAUUAUUAGUCUGUCCCUUGUGUGUCUCCAUGUGUAUCCAGAACUCCACAGUACCCGUCUCUAUCACACAGGGAUGGUAAGAGCCAGAAGGCCACGCCAGAGGCAACAGGGGGUUACGGUUACAUGAGCCGCCGAGUGGAGUGUAUGUGCUUAGUGUUGGGUAAUCAGUGGUUAGGGUGAAAUAAUGGGUGCAGGAUUACUCAAUAAACUGUAGUUCUCCUGGCAUGGCUGAAGUAAAUUGGUAGGCAGAGUUGCAGUGAAGCAGUACAGCCACAAGGUGUCACUGUAACAGAGGUUUCUGAAUACAUCUACAGUAUGCACAGUACGAGCAAUAAAGCCAAAUUAAUUUUA
Scatophagus argus is the source of this 2642-nucleotide messenger RNA. RefSeq names its product Golgi reassembly-stacking protein 2-like. Gene Ontology annotation, biological process: Golgi organization. The transcript has 10 exons. The record is from RefSeq and is a predicted model, not a curated record. The coding region runs from base 115 to 1434 and encodes 439 amino acids. NCBI's taxonomy places the organism in Eukaryota, Metazoa, Chordata, Actinopteri, Scatophagidae. Gene Ontology annotation, molecular function: protein binding. Gene Ontology annotation, cellular component: Golgi apparatus.